GAUAGAAGCGAGUGAGCGAGCGAGCGAGCGAUUGAUUGAUUUGUGCGUCUACAUUGCAAUUUGCUGCGAACCCUAAUUUUCAGAAACCAAAAAGUACAUAAAUCGCCAAAAAUCGAACCCUUCCCUUUCUUUCUCUCAUUCACUCACUCCUUCGUACUUUCAGAGGUGGGUUUUGUUUUGUUUGCAGAAUGGCGUCUGUGUCGAGUCAGCCACAGUUUCGGUACACGCAACCACCAUCCAAGGUUCUCCAUCUAAGAAACUUGCCUUGGGAGUGCACAGAAGAGGAAUUGAUUGAGCUUGGGAAGCCCUUUGGUAAAGUUGUGAACACCAAAUGCAAUGUUGGGGCAAACAGAAACCAGGCUUUUAUUGAAUUUGCGGAUUUAAACCAAGCUAUUGCCAUGAUAUCAUAUUAUGCCUCAUCCUCAGAGCCUGCUCAAGUUAGAGGAAAAACUGUCUACUUACAGUAUUCUAAUAGGCAGGAAAUAGUGAACAACAAAACUGCCGCAGAUGUUGCUGGUAAUGUACUUUUGGUAACAAUAGAAGGUGAAGACGCGCGCCUUGUCAGCAUUGAUGUUUUGCAUUUGGUAUUUUCAGCUUUUGGAUUUGUGCAUAAGAUUACUACCUUCGAGAAGACUGCUGGAUUCCAGGCACUAGUGCAAUUUUCAGAUGCAGAAACUGCUACUUCAGCAAAAAAUGCCCUUGAUGGAAGAAGCAUUCCUAGGUAUCUGCUUCCUGAGCAUGUUGGAUCAUGUACCCUGAGGAUCACAUAUUCUGGACAUACGGAUCUGAGCGUGAAAUUUCAGUCCCACAGGAGCAGGGACUACACUAACCCUUAUCUUCCUGUUGCUCCAUCAGCUAUAGAUGGGAGUGGUCAGUUUGUUGUGGGUUUGGAUGGGAAGAAGCUAGAACCUGAGAGUAAUGUGCUGCUUGCAUCCAUUGAAAACAUGCAGUAUGCUGUCACCUUGGAUGUUUUAUACAUGGUGUUUUCUUCUUUCGGGCCUGUUCAAAAGAUCGCGAUGUUUGAUAAGAAUGGGGGAGUUCAGGCUUUGAUUCAAUAUCCUGAUGUUCAGACUGCAGUUGUUGCUAAGGAAGCCUUGGAAGGACAUUGCAUUUACGAUGGAGGGUUUUGCAAACUACAUCUCUCGUAUUCACGCCAUACUGAUCUGAGUAUUAAGGUCAAUAAUGAUCGGAGCAGAGAUUAUACUCUCUCUAACGUUCCGAUGGUCAAUGCCCAGCCUUCCAUUUUAGGUCAACAGCCAGUUCCAAUGAUGGCUUCAAAUCCUCAGUACUCUGGGGCUCAAUUUGCUCCAACUGAGCAGGUCGGAAUGCCACAGAAUUCAGCGGGAUGGGCAACUGGUGCUCCGCAGGUACCUCAGUCCAUGGCCAUGCCCAUGGCCAUGCAUAGUCAUCCGUACAUGCCACCUGGGGCCAUGCUUCCUCACCCUGGAAUGAGGCACCCGCCAGGCCAGAACGGCCCACCGCAGGCGACAAUGGCCCCAUAUCGUCCGGAUGGGAUGCAAUAGUGCUUGCCUUGGGUGUUCCAAUCCUUUGUCUUCUGCUCAAUGAGGCAAAGCCUACAACGGUAUUACAAGGAGUUUGGAUUGUGACAAUGGGACAACGACCCACUUCUGGAAGUCUCGGAAUCCUUAUUUCAUUUUCCAUUUUUAUUCGUGAAAUUUGAUGACGAGAUUCUGUAGUCAGCGGGCUGUGAGACCUUAUAUCGUCCCAUGAGUUCUUACUUGUGUAAUUUUGUUACCCCUAAUGACACCUUUGUUGGAAAUUUUCUUUUUUAAAA
Morus notabilis is the source of this 1795-nucleotide messenger RNA. Its product is annotated as polypyrimidine tract-binding protein homolog 2. The coding region runs from base 189 to 1523 and encodes 444 amino acids. Gene Ontology annotation, biological process: regulation of RNA splicing. Gene Ontology annotation, molecular function: mRNA binding. NCBI's taxonomy places the organism in Eukaryota, Viridiplantae, Streptophyta, Magnoliopsida, Rosales, Moraceae. The record is from RefSeq and is a predicted model, not a curated record. The transcript has 11 exons. Gene Ontology annotation, cellular component: nucleus.